Messenger RNA from Marchantia polymorpha subsp. ruderalis, 5427 nucleotides. Lineage: Eukaryota; Viridiplantae; Streptophyta; Marchantiopsida; Marchantiales; Marchantiaceae. The record is from the annotation of a GenBank genome assembly.
CGUUGUCACGCUUGGCGCCUCGAAGCGCGGGCUACUCUGCCGGGACCGGUCAAUCCGAAGGAGGAGGGAGGGUCUCGGCAGCCCGACCCGUCGUGGGAAUCGCUCAAUCCCAGAGUGAGGGAGGGAGCUCCGAGGAAGCUCUGGAGAUGGAGGAAUUGGAGGCAACGAGGUGCUGAAGAUCGAGGAUGCUGAAAUCGUCCGAGGCCGAUUGAGGCGUAGGAUGGCCAAGAAAUGUUGACUUUCGGCACUGGAACGUGGGAUGUGGACUUUUCGGACUAAUCGCUCAGGGAUUGUGAGAUUUCAGCACCUCGGAAAAUGAAAUCUGCGUCAGUUUUGGAUUAAAGCGCUGGCCUGUGGAACUUUUGAAUUUUGGCAAUUGUAUGAUUCUUUUAGAUGGUUUCAGUCGGUCUUGGUUGAGGCUAAGGAACAGCUGGAAAAUUGGGAGCUGCGACAGUGUGGAAACAUGAAUCACAGAGUCGAGGAAGCGCAUCCAAUUCAGCCUCUGGUCUUUUCACAGUAUGUUCCGUAUAUAUUUGGCAAAAGUUUAAGGCUCUUGACUUCCUCGGUGCGAUGCAUGCCUUGAUUACUCUUGAUUCCUCUAGAAGAUUGUGCUACAAGCAUCACAGUAAUGUCGUAGAUUGACAACAACGUGUGCAACACAUUUUGCUCCUUUCGGCCGUAUGUGCAAAUUGGAUGUGCAAGCACGUAGUGUAGAACAGAGUUGCUUGAUGGACCCCUCUCGGAAUGAUACGUUCACCAGAAGAAGUCAGAAAGAGACCUCAUUACGCUCUGGGAAGAGCAGUCUUUUAUGAUGUUGGGAAGGAUCGAGACGAAGUUGUUGGAUUCAAGAGCAUUGUACAUCACGUUGUUGAGAACCCGGCAUAUUCGUGGUCAGCAUCCUCGUCAAUGUAGGGUUCCUCCGGAGUACAAUGGUGCGAAUUCGCGAUUAUGAUGGACAUAAUUCUUGAAGCACAGACAAUUUCAUGUAUCGAUGUAGGACGCAGAGGAAAGCUUCAGUAUUAGUGGUUUAUGGUCUUCACUUUCUUUGAGAUUUUAAAGCUGCAGCAGUGCUCACAUUCAGGAUCAUCACGGCGCAUGGCUUGAACGAAGUGGUGGAAGUAGUGAAUUGUUGUAAUCAGCAGACAAAAAGAUGGCAGGGUCAGGAGCCGGAGGGAUGAUUGCCGGACCUGGCUCCAAGGAUAAUGGAGGGUCUGCACAUUGCAGUGCCCAUGGCCUCUUGGCGUAUGGCGCCGGUAGCUGCGUAGUAGUCGUAGAUGUUCGUUCGAUGCAGCUUGUGGUAGUCUUGCCAAUGCCUUCAGCUCGAACCAGUCCUAUGCUACCAGCUCCUUUCGUUACAGCCCUGCAGUGGAUUCCAGAAUGCAUGUCUCGGGACCUGACACAGGAAGCAUCGACGUCUCAUUUACGUUUAGCAGUCGGAGACAGGCAAGGCAGAGUGGCCAUAUGGGAUACAGCUAUGAAAGAUAUCGUAAUUUGGUUGAAUCUCGAAUCCGAGAAGGGGAGAUUAGGAAUACAAGACUUAUGCUGGGUGUUUGGACAACCUUGGCUGUUGGCGGUGAUCCAUGGGCCUUCUGUCCUCGUAAUCUGGGACCCCCAGCUGGCACGGCCCAUUUGGAAGUACGAUGCAGGAACAGAGUAUUUGGGAAGCAUCAGAUGUGAUCCUUUUGAUGCACGGCAAGUGUGUGUGGUGGGACUGAAAGGUCUUAUUCUCUCAUUAUUGAUACAGGGGGUAUCAGACAAUGAUGUAUCUUCAAAGCAGCACAGUGUUGUGGUCUCUGAAGAACGGAAUAGUGGCAAUUUGGGAGGCUCCAGUUCUGGUUCUACUUCUGCUGGCGCACCUGCACUCGCAGCAGUACCGGGAGCUAUUGCCAAGGCCAUGUUUUCUCCAAGGACUCGGGGGUUGUUGUACUUGGUCUUUGCAAGGGAGAUUAUAGUGUUUGAUUUGAACUUUGGAAUGACAUUGGGGACAACUCCAAUGGGCAGGGGAGUUGGCAAGAUAUUAGAUGUGCUGGCAGUGGCAGACCACGACAUUCUGUAUUGUGCACAUCAAGAUGGGAAGAUUAGUGGUUGGAUCAAGCCAGAGAAUAGGCAGGCGUUUUCUAUGUCCUUCACAGAAACUUUGAUACCUCCUAUGGGUUCGCCAGUGCCUGCCCCUACCGUGCUAGCAGUCAUUCACUGCCCACUUCAGGUGCAGGUGCAAAACAUUGAGAUAGAAGAAGAAUCUACGCCCAGACUACAGCUCGACUCGCUCCCUUUACCAGGAAGUGCUCCAUCACCUACUGGGUUCAUUGAGAAUCUCAAAGAUGACCUAGGAGGCAGUCAACUGGCGUCAAGUGUAGGCAGUUUGGUGGAAGCUACCUUUGUCUCUAUAACGGAUGACGGAAGGCUUUGGCAGUGGGUUGUGGCUUCAACUUUGAAGCCGGGUCUUGACUUCAGCGGUGACUCUCCACCUGCACCUAAAUUCAAGCUCGAGCUCACCAUGCAGCUUCAACUUCUACCAUCUGCGAUAACGACACUUGCAGUUCCAGUGCCAUCACUUCUAGGCACAGUGACUGGUGGGAGCGGUGCUGGGGCAGUUGCAGUUCCCAUGGUGGCCCUAGCUACCCAGGGGGGAACACUGGAGCUUGUGGACGCUGCAGCCAAUGCUGUCACCUCUUCUUUCGCCGUUCACAACAGUUCCGUAGUGCGAGGUGUACGCUGGUUAGGAAAUACGCGUCUCGUCUCCUUCUCUCACACAGAGGUGAAAGGUAAGGGAGGCGGUUUUGUCAACAAGCUCGUAGUGACCUGUGUGAGGAGCGGUCAGAGUAAAGCAUUCCGUGAGUUGCAGAAGCCAGAACGAGCUCCAAUGAGAGCGUUGAGGACCUCUCCAUCUGGAAGAUAUCUUAUUGUUCUGUUUCGAGAGGCUCCCGCUGAAGUCUGGCUCAUGUCGAAGGUUCCUUCAAUGUUGCGGUCUCUAGCCUUGCCAUUUACUGUCAUGGAAUGGGCACUGCCACCAGCUCCUCGAUCUUCAGCAGCCCACAAAGUUUCGGUGUCGGCUAGGAAGCCAUCUCUUUUUUACAGCACCCCUCCAACUAUUGCUUCCACAGCAGCAUCAAUGAAUGCCGUACCUGCAGGUGCCCAGCCGACAGGGACAGGUCCUACAGAAAGGUCGGCAGGCCCUGCAGAAUCAGAAUCAGGAGAAAGCUUCGCGUUUGCCCUUGUGAAUGGAUCACUGGGAGUAUUUGAGUUAAGGGGAAAAAGGGUUCGAGAUUUCAGGCCAAAGUGGCCUGCCGCGUCCUUUGUUUCGUCUGAUGUCUUGGUAACAGCUAUGGCGUAUCGCAUGCCCCAUGUGGUAAUGGGGGACCGGAUGGGAAAUAUUCGUUGGUGGGACGUUACCUCUGGCCUCUCAUCUCUUUUCAACACACAUCGAGGGGGAGUACGGCGGAUAAAGUUUGCACCAGUGACACUUGGAGAUCCAAGUAGAGGUCGAAUCGCUGUGCUAUUUAAUGAUCAUACGUUUGCGGUGUAUGACCUUGACACCCAAGACCCGUUGGCAAAUGCUCUAGUGCACCCGCAACUUGGAGGAAUUUUGGUUUUGGAGCUCGAUUGGUUUCCUUUGCGGGCCGAUAAGCACGAACCCUUACUCUUGUGCAUCGCUGGAGCUGAUGGCAGUUUCCGCCUUCUCGAAAUCUACAGUACAGCGAAACCUGCUCAAGGCGCAAUCGUCAGGCCUUCUGUCUGGCAACGUUGCCGGCCUAUGCCCCUGUCCUCUCCGGCUCUUCUUCCACCUCCACACGCUAUGGCCUUCCGCAUGCUUCUUCAGUUAGGUAUCAAAUCAUCAUGGUUCUAUGUGACACCAUCUACCGGUGUCGAGAUUCAUCUUGGUACUAGGGGCGGUGACCUUCGACAUUUUCUUCUGGAAUCGUCAUUGCCAGACAUCGGCGAGACGGUCGCUGCGGAGGUAUUGCUGAAGUCUCUGGAGACAUAUCGCAGAGCUGGUCGGUUGCUGGACAGGGAAAGAGUGGCAGCGUAUGAAGCUAUAUCGAGUCAAGGGGUUGCUGCCCGAGCUGCAUUCACGGCCGCUCACUUUGGAGAGUAUGCAGAAGCAGUAUUCUGGCUUCAGUUACCUCGAGCGCUGGCUUUGUUGAGUAUCGGUUCUGCGGGAAAGAAUGCAUUCUGGAAAUCUGCUAAUGCUCUUCCAGUAAGGCAGCAAGUGCAGGUUGCUCCAAGCGAGGAGGAGGAGGAUGAAGACUCUUUGCAAUCUAUUUUGAAGCCCGAAGUAUCAAGAGAUUCAGCUAGUAACGAACAAAAUCAAUCCUCACCAGAACCUUCUCUGUCUAUGAUUAAACUGCCCUUCAGGUCCGUGGAUGUCGUUCCCUGUGAGCAAAGUGCUGUUACCGCCGCUGCUCAGGAGCGCAUCACUUGGCAUGAAAAGCUUACAGGGCCAAUAGCCACUCAGAAGAGAGUGCAUGAAUAUGUUUCUGUCGGUGAUUUUGAAUCAGCCGUCACCUUGCUGUUAUCGACACCUCUAGGGGAUGAGAACUUCUAUCUCGAUGCUCUUCGGGCUGUAUCCCUUGCUUCUGCAGUUUCCCCUGCACUACACGAACUUGCUGUGAAGGUCGUUGCAGCGAACAUGGUGGGCAGGGAUGAUUCAUUGGCCGGGACACAUCUGCUGUGUGCCGUCGGACGAUACCAGGAGGCCUGCUCACAGCUUCAAGAUGCGGGUCGCUGGGUAGAUGCGAGCACCCUCGCCGCUGCUCACCUCAAAGGGACCGAUCAUGCUCGGGUUCUGGAAAGAUGGGCCGAGCACGUGCUCGCUGAUGAGCAUAAUUUAUGGAGGGCCAUGAUCCUCUAUGUUGCUGCCGGUGCACUGUCGGAGGCGCUGGCUGCUCUGCGAAACGCUCAGCUUCCAGACUCGUCGGCCUUGUUUCUGCUGGCCUGCCACGAAGCCAAGAAAUAUGCGAUGGCAGACCGCCUCAAGGCCCAAAUGGAACCACAGGAAACGCCGGAGCAGAUGGACGCAGCGCAUUCCAAUGUGCUGGACCUUCCCGGAGAUCUGAACAAGCAUACGGACGGCGUGGUGGCUGUGUGUGAGUACUUCGGGCAAUAUCAGCGAAUGCUAGCUCACACAGUGACCAGUAUAUCACCCGUCAUCGAUUAAGUUAGUGCUCUGCGGGUAAUGUCUUGAGAUCAGUCACACUUCCACGUUAGAGUGUCGUCACCGAGUGGCGGGGCGGGCCAAGCUUGAUGAAGCGCAGUCCAUUUUGCUGUGCAACGGUUUCGUAGACGAGGGAGAAUUCACUCCCAGGGGUAGAGAGUCGCGCACAAGGCGCGUUGAAAGGUAGAAAUCCAUUUGUUUCUCUAUAUGCAUGAUGAAGAUGAAGAUGACGGUAUGCGCUGUAUGCUAGAGUAGAUGACAAAUAUUGGGAC